UUUAAAAAAUUGUUUCUCAUAUGUGCGGUAGUCUGAAUAAGUAGAUUUUUAUUUAAUUUAGUGUUUAAACAGUAGAUAUGGUACUGCUUUUUUUCUUUGUGUUUUAUUGAUCGAUUAUUUCCGUUUGGUGGGAGCAUUGCAGGAAGAAUCUCUUCCGAGAAUAGAAAUGAGUAACAAACAGAAAUGAGAAUGUUAUUAUGGACGAAAUAGGGGACCAUAACAAUGAACGACAAGUAAAUAACAAUAAAUAUGAAUAAUGAAAGGAAAGAGAAAGACAUAUGAUAAACACUGUGAGGUAUCAUUGCAACCCUGUCAAGAUGACGGAACUUGGCAAUUGCGAGGUAAUCAAUAUGACUCUGGUUAAACGCAAAGUGGGUGGACUAGGUUUUCUACUUGGUAAACACCGCAAUUCUUUUGUCGUGACCAACGUUACAACUGGUAGUUCUGCUCAGGAAGAUGGUCAACUUCAAUUGUACGAUGAAGUUAAAGGGAUUGAUAACAAACAUUUUAACGACAUCCAAUCCCUCAUUAACUACAUAUCUGAAAUAGAUUUUGGCAAGGGAGUGGAAUUGACAAUCAAGAGACACAAAUCAGGUGAAAAUGGCAAGAAACAGAUGAAUGGAAUUCGAAAAGAAGCACGUAAAACAGCACCAGCUCAACCAGAUAUCAAUAAAUUCAAUGGUAUUGCGACUCAUUGUCAGCAAGAGCUAGGUGUCAUUGAAAAGAAUGUGAAGAAUUGUAACAAAGAAAAGAGGGAGCAAAUGCAUGAUAUCAUGCACGACAUAUCACAAGAAGAACAUAUUGGGCUAAAGAAACCAAUGUGCCCCAUGAAAACAGUAUGUCCCAUGAAACCGGUUGUGCUCAAUAAUAUUGCUGAUAAGAAGCAAGCGACUGAUACUUUGCACCAACAAGCCGCUAAAACAUAUUGCACAGCUGAUCGAUGUACAGGUUCAGUUAUGUAUCCAUAUGGUGGAGAAUCUGAUUUAAAGCAAGCACCUGGUGAAAUGAGACCAAAAGAUGAAGUUAAAAAAGAUGGCAAAAGUUUCAUGAAGCAGUACUUCGCUUCGAUGGGCAGUGAAAACAGUGAAAAUCAUCUGAAUAGAAUGUCUGAAGUUCUAUCCGAAAUUGAUGCUAAAGGGAUAUACAAAAUGACCGAGGACGAGUUAAUGUUUGGUGCACGUCUAGCAUGGAGAAAUGCUGCUCGCUGCAUUGGCAGAAUACAGUGGAAAAAGUUGAAGUUAUUUGAUUUUCGCCAUGUAACGACAGCAAAAGAAAUGUUUGAAUGUCUUUUAACACACAUCAAGUAUGCAACGAACAAAGGAAAGUUAAGAUCUACAAUCUCCAUAUUCCCUCCACGUACUGCACGAAGAAAAGAUUUCCGCAUCUGGAAUGGUCAACUUAUUCGAUAUGCAGGAUAUAAACAAGAAGAUGGAACUGUGAUAGGAGACCCAGCCGGCGUGGAGCUCACAGAGAUGGCACAGCAACUUGGAUGGGUUGGCAAAGGAACAAGAUUUGAUGUGCUGCCUUUAAUUUUACAAGCCAAUGGUGAACUUCCAGAAUAUUUUGAAAUACCUGAAGAAGAUGUAAUGGAAGUAAACAUUACACAUCCAAAAUAUCGCGAGUUUGAAGAACUUGAUUUAAAGUGGUAUGUCUUACCAGCUGUUGCCAAUAUGUCAUUUGAUUGUGGUGGCUUGGAAUUUACAGCAGCUCCAUUUAAUGGAUGGUAUAUGGCAACAGAGAUUGGUGCAAGAAAUUUUGCAGAUAAUGAUCGCUAUGGCAUGCUAAAGGCAACUGCUGAAUGUAUUGGACUUGACACGUCAAAUAAUGUGACAUUAUGGAAGGACAUUGCAGUAUUAGAGCUGACACAAGCUGUCCUGCACAGUUUUAAUGAAGCUGGUGUAACUAUUGUGGAUCAUCAUACAGCAUCUGAGUCGUUUAUCAAACAUUUGAAAGAUGAGCAACAAUUAAGAGGAGGAUGCCCUGCGGAUUGGGUAUGGAUUGUGCCACCACUUUCAGGCUCUACAACUAAAGUAUUUCAUCAGGAAAUGCUUAAUUACAAGUUGAAGCCUUCUUAUGAAUAUCAAGUGGAUCCUUGGAAAUACUUUCCACUCACGAAAGAUUCUUCUGAACGCAAAAAGAAACUUACAUUUAAAGAUGUCGCUAGGGCAGUAAAAGUCUCUAACAUAUUAUACGGAGACAUUCUUGCUAAACGGAAGAAAGUGACAAUCUUGUACGCCACGGAAACUGGGAAAUCUGAAGAAUAUGCAACAAUGUUAAACGAAUUAUUUUUACAUGCGUUUGAUUCUAAAAAGUUGUGUAUGGAAGAUUACAAUUUUGCUGAAAUUGAAAAUGAGGAAUGUCUGUUUAUUGUGGCCAGUACAUUUGGAAAUGGUGAAGCGCCUGAUAAUGGCAAGGAGUUUAAAAAGAAGUUAAAGAAGAUGGUUUUUCCAAAUGGUCGUUCAAAACAAGAGACAGCGCUGAACACUGUUGAGAGGUUACGAAAUACCAGAUACUCUGUGUUUGCUCUUGGUUCACGAGCUUACCCAACCUUUUGCGCGUUUGGCAAGUUGUUGAAUAAAUACUUAAAAAGUUUGGGUGGAAAAGAAAUCUCCCCGUUAGUGGAAGGUGACGAGUUAGAUGGACAGGAAGAAUCGUUUAAAAUUUGGGCUAGAACCUGCUUUAAGACUGCUUGCGACAUGUUUUGCAUCACUGAUGUUAAAAUAUCACCCUCAUCAAUGGCGAUAUGGAAAUCCGCAACAGACUGGAAAAAAGGAAUGUUUAAGAUAGAAAAGGCAGAUGGCAAGAACAAUCAUGCUGGACUUACUAAAACAUUGUCAAAGUUACAUCGGCGCAAGAUCGAAACUGCCAAAGUAAUAGAUGUACAAAAUUUACAAGCUGAAGAAUCUGAACGAGUCACCAAUCUGAUUCGAUUAGACGCCUCAACGUCACACAAUCUGAAUUAUCAGCCAGGCGAUCAUCUUUGCGUCUAUCCUUCUAACGACAAACAUUUGGUUGAAAGGUUGUUAAAACAUGUCAACUGUCUUGCUGAAGCUGAUGUUAGGUUGUGUAUCAAGAAAAAGGAAGAUGAUUCAAGAUGGUGUACAAUCAGCUCAUUGCCAAUGCCGACGUCACUUCGGGAGAUAUUCACCAAUUUUUUGGAUAUUACAACCCCACCUGCAGCUAAACUUUUACUUUUACUUGCAGACGCGUGUGAAAAUGUCAAUGAAAAAGAAAUGUUGUGUACUCUGGCUAAGAACACUGAAGUGUAUGAAGAUUGGAGAUAUAUGAAGUAUCCAAAUAUUUUGGAAGUACUGAAAGAAUUUCCAUCAAUAAAAGUUGACUUGACCAUGUUGAUUAAUCAACUGCCAAUACUAAAACCACGCUUCUAUUCAAUUUCCUCAUCACCAAAGAAAUAUCCAAAUGAAAUACACUUGACAGUUGCAUUGGUGUCUUACAUGGUUGAUGAAAACACGCAACAUUUUGGCGUGUGUUCGUCGUGGUUGAACUCACUAAGGAAGGAUGAUAUUGUUCCAUGCUUAGUUAGAUCAGCUCCAAAAUUUCGACUGCCAAAAGAUGACUCAGCACCAGUAAUAAUGGUUGGUCCAGGUACAGGGAUUGCACCAUUUCGAUCAUUUUGGCAACAGCGUGACGUUGAAGAUAAAACAUCAAACAUGUAUUUAUUUUUCGGCUGCCGUAAUUCUAAACUCGAUCAUAUCUACGAGAAAGAAAAACUCGAAUUGGUACAGAAAGGAGUUUUUAGGAAAGUGUAUAAUGCAUUUUCCAGGGAAGAAAAUACACCUAAGACAUAUGUUCAAGAUCUUAUCAGAAAACAUGCUGAUGAAGUUAUCAACUUGAUCCUUCAACAUGAUGGCCAUCUUUUUGUUUGUGGCGACUUAACCAUGGCAACAGCUGUUGAAAGGACUAUAUUGCAGUUGGUGAAAGAGUAUUCUGCGUUUACUGAGAAAGAAGCAAAACGAUAUGUUGGAACAAUGAAGACUGAAGGUCGCUAUCACGAAGAUAUAUUCGGCGCAACGUUACAACGCAAAUAAAAGAGAAAGACGGCGAAGUGAUUGAAAGACUGGAGAAUGCUGCUGUUUUUUGCGUAAAUCUCGCAUAUUUUCAGCAACUUGGUAUAAGAUAUUCUCAGUUGAAUAUAAGAGAAAAAAAAUAUAUAUAUAAAAGUAAAAAAGUAUUUAAAAUAAUUUGCUUUAUUUGUAGAAUAAAAUGUUUUGUUUUCAAGCGCUGGCUAAAAAAAAGUUUAGAAGGAAUCAAUAGUCAUAAAUCAUUUUGCAGGUAACUAAACAAACAGGAUUUCCGCAUGUAACAUCAGUUUCUACAAAACAUCCAAAUCAACAAAUUUUACCUGAUUAGCCAGCUUUUUAGUAAAAUUGAAUUCAUUUUGCGCAUAAAAGUUUUUUAUUUUGUAAAUUUCGGUUGUCAUUUUAUGUUUUUUAACUAAACCUUUAUAAAAUACUACUUGUAUAUAUUUACUAGAUUAGGUGUAGAUUAGUGUGAAAAUGACGGCCAGAGUAAAUAAGAAUCAGAGAUACUGGCGUCAAAUUGUAACAAAUACCAUACGUGGGUUAUUUGAUUGUGUCCCUUAUAAGAAUUAGACAACAAUUUAGGGGUCAGAGAACUAGUCUUUUUUAAUAAUUGUGUGUAACAUAUUUGGGGUAACGUUGAAGGACUCCUAAUGAUAUCAACGGAGUUUUUACGAAAUAAAAUACAGAUGUAUAAGAAGUCAAAAGUUAUUAAACUAUAUUUGACAAGCCAAAAUAAAGUAAAGAAAACCCGGAAAGAUUAGGAUAACCUUGGGGGAAAAGAUAAACGGACUAAAUAUUUGUAAUACACAUUUCUUUGCAGUAACUGCCGAAUGAAGAAACACAAGUUAACUUCUGUGUUGAGACACUUUGAUAUUUUAUUGUAAAUAGAAUUUCAAGAGGAUGGUUAUGAUAUCCACUACAAUCUAUUCUCUUUUUCAUCUUUAUGCAGUUUUGUAAUUAUAUCUCCAAAUACUAACGGGAAUUAUUUUAUAGUUAAAAUAAUUUGAAAUGUUAAUUUGGUCGUGAAUACUUACUUAUACAUUUUAUCUUUUGAGGACGGUAGUGGUCAACCUAUUUUCAAGAUCUUGAGAGAGUUGCAGAUAGAUCGUAACAUUAAUUAAAUUUUAAAAAGUCUGACCAUGGGAACAUUUCACUUUAUAUUCUAUUAUGUUAUAUUUGUAAGAAAACUUCUUUAGAAUAUACAGAAUUCAUCUAUAU
Messenger RNA from Hydractinia symbiolongicarpus, 5261 nucleotides. RefSeq names its product nitric oxide synthase, inducible-like. NCBI's taxonomy places the organism in Eukaryota, Metazoa, Cnidaria, Hydrozoa, Anthoathecata, Hydractiniidae. Gene Ontology annotation, biological process: nitric oxide biosynthetic process. Bases 279 to 4049 code for a protein of 1256 amino acids. The transcript has 29 exons. The record is from RefSeq and is a predicted model, not a curated record. Gene Ontology annotation, molecular function: FMN binding; NADP binding; calmodulin binding.